AUGAGAGAGAGUGGUUUGGAGUCUUUGAUGGAUGAUGUUUCUUCAUUUUGUGCUAAACAUGAUAUUUUGGUUCCCGUAAUGAGUGAAGACUAUCCAAGAUCGAAGCGUAAGAAGUCCAAAGUUUCAUAUUUACAUCACUUUCGUGUAGAAGUGUUUUAUGCAGUUAUUGAUUUGCAACUUCAGGAGCUCAAUAAUCGUUUUGAUGUUGUGACUAGUGACUUACUCCUUGGUAUGGCUAGUUUGAAUCCGGUUGAUUCAUUUGCUAAUUUUAGUAAGAGCAGAAUAAUAAAGUCGACUGAAUAUUAUAAAAAUGACUUUGGUGAUAAUGAACUUCGAGAUCUUAGUUAUCAGCUUGAUAGUUUCAUUGUCUAUGCUCGAGAGUGUGAUAGCAAGUUUCUCAACUUGAAGGGGAUUAAAGAUCUUGCUAUGAUGAUGACAAAUAAAAUUGGAUCAAAUUUGGUCUCUUGUUUACUUUCUUGUAAAGUUGGCUUUGAUAUUGCCUGUUGCUACAUCAAGUGUGGAAAGAGCAUUCUCCUCAAUGAAGCUCAUAAAAAAUGA
Molecule: messenger RNA, 558 nt
Organism: Solanum stenotomum
Lineage: Eukaryota; Viridiplantae; Streptophyta; Magnoliopsida; Solanales; Solanaceae
Exons: 1
Coding region: 1-558 (185 amino acids)
Source: RefSeq, a predicted model, not a curated record